This is a messenger RNA of Paramecium tetraurelia, 1485 nucleotides long. RefSeq lists its product as uncharacterized. The record is from RefSeq and is a predicted model, not a curated record. NCBI's taxonomy places the organism in Eukaryota, Ciliophora, Oligohymenophorea, Peniculida, Parameciidae. The transcript has 5 exons.
AUGAAACAGCAAAAAAAAUUAGUGCUACAUUUUGAUUUGAAUAAAACUAUUCUUUUGGCAGAUUCCAAAUAUACAAAUCAAACCAAAGAAGAAUGUUUACAAGAAAUCCUUGUUGGAUAUGCAUGGGGUAAAUUAGAGUAGAGAGAUGAGAAAUCCCCAGUCCUAUGGAAAUUAUUAACAAACAACUUCACUCCAAUCAGACCUAGUGAAGAUAUGAUCUCUUAUAAGGAAUACAUAUGUGAAUAGUUUCCACUGAAAACCGAAGGAGAUCCAGAUGAUAUUACAGAAUAUAAUAAUAGUGCAAUAGAAUAACGCAAAUAAUUAUAUUUUCAGUUUGUCAAAUUAGGGUAACCAUGUAUGAAGUUGAAACCGGAAUAUGACAGGAUUGUUAAAUUGAUUACUUUGCCAAAGGCUGUGAUUGAAGAAUUAAAGCAAUAAGCUGAGGAAUUUGGUUUCUUGAAUGAAGAUGAGGUUAAGUAAAGAAAUUUAACUUAAUUGUUAUCGGACAAAGAUAUGCUAAAUAAUUUAUUUUCAGAUAAUAAAUAUUAAUUGUUACCUACAUUUUAUAAGACAAUAAUCAAUUUGAAAAAGUAGAAGAGAGAAUUUGCAGUAGUAUUUCGACCAUUUGGAACAGAUCCAAAAAACAUAUUGAGAGAGUUUAAUAAAUUUUGUUUAGGAGAACAUCCAUGUUUUAGUGGUAGAAACAAUACUCCCAUAGUUAAAUUUGACGGAUCAAAAGGGACUAAGAGUUAUAUAAUAUUGGAUAAACAAUGUGCCUUAGUUUAUAGACAAUAGAAAUAAUUAGUGACAGGAACAUUGAGAAGAACUGAUAAAUAACAAUUGGAAGAUGGAUACGAAAAGGAAUUGGAAGAAGAAUAAGUCUAAAUCUACAAUGAAACACAAAUGCUUUUAAAGAUUACUGAAUCAUUGAAGGAGAGUUGUGCUUUGUGCUAUGUUGAUGAUUAUCACUUUUAUUAAGCCUAACCAAAUGAAUAGAAUGCUAAAUAAUUGUAUGUUGAUUAAUAAGAUCCUGAUACACUUCACAUAUUUUUUGAUGAUGGAAUUCAAGAAAAUGAAAAUAACUUAGUUUAAGUGACAGACUGUGUGACAUUGGAAAAUCUAAGUAGAAAGAAGUGUUUGAAUAAGUACUUAGUACAUGUGGACAUUUUGGAUGUUAUUAAAGAUCCUGAUUACUUCAUAAAACAAAUUGAAAUAUGUGAAAGAAACAGAAACGAAGAAAUUGAAAGAAUAGAAAAAGGAAUCCCUGAAGAAUAGGCUGAAAUACCCAAGAAGAGUGAUUGGGAAUUGUUGGAAGAAUGCUCUGAUGCCGAUUACUUACGUAAGACAAUCCUGCCAUUGUUAAUGCCUGCUUUACAAUUGGUAGACAUAGAGAGACCCAAAGAUCCUCUUGAGUUUAUAGCCAUGUAUUGUUUGAAGAACAAAGAGAUGGUGAAGAUCCCAUAGCCCCCUGAAUAAUAAGAAUGA